Messenger RNA from Centropristis striata (black sea bass), 987 nucleotides. RefSeq names its product trace amine-associated receptor 13c-like. The transcript is spliced from 2 exons. Gene Ontology annotation, cellular component: membrane. Bases 1 to 987 code for a protein of 328 amino acids. Gene Ontology annotation, molecular function: trace-amine receptor activity. Lineage: Eukaryota; Metazoa; Chordata; Actinopteri; Perciformes; Serranidae. The record is from RefSeq and is a predicted model, not a curated record. Gene Ontology annotation, biological process: G protein-coupled receptor signaling pathway.
AUGGAGGUUGAGGAUGAUUGGGAGCUCUGUUUCCCAGAACUCGGCAAUAUCUCCUGCUGGAAGCCACAGUCUGCUUGGCCUGAAACAUUGCUCACUGUUGUGCUGUACUCCAUCUCUGUUCUCACUGCGGUCCUGAACCUGCUCAUCAUCAUCUCAGUCUCCCACUUCAGGCAGCUCCACACACCCACCAACAUCCUCCUCCUCUCUCUGGCUGUCUCAGAUUUUCUUGUGGGCCUCCUGCUGAUGCCAGUUGAAACAUUUCAAAUAUCAUCUUGCUGGUUUCUUGGUGACCUUGUGUGUUCUCUUUUUAUGUUUGUGUCCUAUAUUAUUGUCUCUGCCUCAGUCGGAGACAUGGUGCUCAUAUCAGUUGACCGCUAUUUGGCUAUUUGUGACCCUCUGCAUUACACCACCAGAAUCACUGUGAAUAGAGUUAAAGUCUGUGUUUGUCUUUUAUGGCUCUGCUCUUUUGCCUACAAUAGUUUUUAUUUAAAUCUGGAUCUGAUCGAAAAAGAAAUCUUUGUUUUUUGUGAUGGCACGUGUGAGGCUUUAUCGGACUCAUCUGCUGCCGACAUUGAUCUUCUUAUAAACUUUAUUGUUCCCGUUACUGCCAUUAUAGUUUUAUAUACGAGAGUAUUUGUUGUGGCUGUGUCUCAAGCUCGUGCCAUGCGCUCUCACAUUACAGCUGUCACAAAGCAGAUUUCAGUGACUAAAACAGAAAAUAAAUCUGAGCUGAAAGCAGCCAGGACUCUUGGUGUUUUGGUAGUUGUGUUUCUAAUGUGUUUCUGCCCUUUUUACUGUGUAAAUCUGGUUGGGCAAAGUUACUUCAAUUAUUCAACUGCAUUUUUUGUGACGUAUUUGUUUUAUUUUAACUCUUGUCUAAACCCUGUGAUUUAUGCCUUGUUUUACCCCUGGUUCAGAAAAACAGUUAAAAUCAUUGUUACUCUUCAGAUACUGAGGCCUGGCUCCUGUGAGGCCAACAUACUGUAG